UUUCAUUUUUCUUGAUUCUGCUGCAGCGUCCUCGCUGCACACUGACGCCUGAGCUGCAGUAAUUAACUUAGACGUCAGAGUUUUUUCAUGAUAGUGACUGAACAUGUUUGGGUUUUGGGCAAAAUAAGACAUUAAGUCAAGUCACUCAGGUGGUGUUUUACAGACCAAAUGAUCCAGAAAAUAAUCAGCAAAUGAACUGAUAAUGAACUGAUCAUCAGCUGCAGCUCAAACUGAUUGUUGUUUCUAGUUGAAACAGGCUGAACUCACUUUAUUUACAACAUCUCACUCCUGAAAUCUUCUCCAGUUGAGGCGAUAACUUCCUGAUGUGCAGGAGCUGUUUUAGAAAAUAAGGUUUUUAUGUCAGAGGAUGAAGAACAGUGAGCGGUUCCAGGUGUUUGACCUUUAACCUCCGGCUGCAGGAGCAUGUUUUGUCCAGCAGGUGUCAGUGUGUAACAGCUCUGCUCUGUCCUCAGGUGUUGACUGUUACCUGGUGCGUGAACUCUCCAUGAACAUACGUCCACAGCAACAGGAAUGUAGCUGUGCCUGAAGUGAAACGUGGACCUGAUCUCACCUCAGCUCUUAUCACAUAUUAGACCAGCUCAGAUAUGAGACACAUUAACCCGUCUGUAGAUCCAGUGUCUUCUGAAAACAACAACAACAAUAGAAGCUUUGUCUCUGAGUCACUGCUGGAGCCAUCAGAGCUGCUCUCACAACAGAGACUCCUGCUGGAUGCAGCGAUGCACACACUGUCGGAUUCACUUCUCACUGCUGAAGUUCACGAUGACACCACUUUGGUCAGAGGUCAGAGGUCAGCUGGACCUACAGCCUCACUGAUUGGCUGAAGGAGUGUCCCAGCUGAGCUUCACAUAGAGCAGGCGUCUGAGACCAGGUCCAGAGGAGCGUCAGAGAUGCUGGGUGGAGAUCUGGUCGCCGUGUGGGAGGUGGCGCUGAGUGACGGCGUUUACAGGAUCGAGUUCGCUCACGGCACCACCACCGGGAAACGAGUCGUUACUGUCAACGGACAGGAAGUCAUCAGGAAAGACUGGAUGUUCAAGCUGGUCGGGAAGGAAACCUUCAUGGUGGGAAACUCCAACACCAAAGCCACCAUCAACAUCGAGGCCGUCAGCGGCUUCGCCUACGAGUACACGCUGGAGAUGGGCGGGAAGAGCCUGCAGAAGUUCAUCGACAACCGGGCCAAGACCACCAAAACAUGGCUGCUCAAAGUGGACGGGGAGGACUACAGGGUGGUCCUGGAAAAAGACACAAUGGAUGUUUGGUGCAACGGGCAGAAAAUGGACACAAUGGGAGAGUUUGUGGAUGACGGCACAGAGACACACUUCAUGGUCGGGGAACACGAGUGUUGCAUCAAGGCUAUGAGCAGUGGGAAGAAGAAGAGCGGCAUUGUGCACUAUUUGCUGCUGGACGGAGAGAAAAUACCAGCUACUACACAAUAGUGCUGGACCAGAGUGUUGGAGCAGAGCUGAACUUUCAGAGAGACUCUGAAUGAGGUACUGAGCUGCUGAGCUUCAUGAAGAGGGAUCAAUACUUUUAUUUCUCAUCAUUCAGCUGGGAUUUAUUACACAUUUAGGAAACACAGAUGGAAAGAUGUUCAUGCAAAUUAUAGUAAAUAAACUCUGGAAUAUGCAGUA
Messenger RNA from Lates calcarifer (barramundi perch), 1649 nucleotides. RefSeq names its product fas apoptotic inhibitory molecule 1. Gene Ontology annotation, biological process: negative regulation of extrinsic apoptotic signaling pathway via death domain receptors; positive regulation of neurogenesis; canonical NF-kappaB signal transduction. NCBI's taxonomy places the organism in Eukaryota, Metazoa, Chordata, Actinopteri, Centropomidae. The transcript is spliced from 8 exons. The record is from RefSeq and is a predicted model, not a curated record. Bases 909 to 1454 code for a protein of 181 amino acids.